Haemorhous mexicanus (house finch) is the source of this 2901-nucleotide messenger RNA. It is a transcript of the gene CFAP69, whose product is annotated as cilia and flagella associated protein 69. Bases 15 to 2774 code for a protein of 919 amino acids. NCBI's taxonomy places the organism in Eukaryota, Metazoa, Chordata, Aves, Passeriformes, Fringillidae. Gene Ontology annotation, cellular component: non-motile cilium; sperm midpiece. The record is from RefSeq and is a predicted model, not a curated record. Gene Ontology annotation, biological process: response to odorant; olfactory behavior; positive regulation of flagellated sperm motility. The transcript is spliced from 23 exons.
GCCGCGGAGCUGCCAUGGCCUCGCUGGCCGCGGCCGAGCCCCGGGCAGCCUCCCGCUCCCCGGCCCUCAGCCCCUCUCGCAGCGGCGGCGAGAAGCGCGCGGACGCCGCCCAGGAUACGCAGUCGAGGUCAGUGGAUUUGGAUCACGUCAUCGCGCUACUCGGAGAUUCGGACUCAAAAGAUUUUGAAAAAGAGCAGCUGAAAACUCUCAAGAAGGUAGUCAAGCAUUUUGAAAAUGGAUUUCCCCUUAAGGAUUUAGCACAAAUUUCUGAAAUUCUUAGCCUGUGUGCAGAAAAAAUGUAUGAACAAGAAGCUUUCACUGAGCCUUUAUGUGAACUUAUUAAAUUGUUUGAGUUACCAUUUCAAAAAAGGAAAUCAUCUGAAGAAAUGAACUAUUCCAUUGAAGCUUCAAAAUCCAUUGCACUGCUUGGUUACUUGAUGAGCCUGCCAAGCUCUCAAGUUAAAAUACAAAUCUGUAAGACUAUUGUUAGCUUUUAUAAUAUGGACCUACCAGGAAAACGACUUUCAGGUUACCAGCCAACUAGUCCGAACUAUAAAAUCCAGAUGGCUGAAGCAGGAGGAGUAGCAGAAUAUUUUGUUUAUUCACUAGCAUUAGUUGAAAAUCAACUUACUGAGAAGUUGUGGGUACUUAAAGCUCUCCAGCAUCUUUCCAUCUCUGAAACAAGUUGCGGACAAAUGGUGCAGGCCCAAGCAGCCAGCAGGCUUUGUUUGUGUCUAAAUGAUGCUGAUCCCUCAGGACAGCUGAUGUUCCAUUCCUCAGAUAUCCUAUGGAACCUGCUGGAAAAAACCUCAAAAGAAGAAGUUGUUUAUCAGCUCAGAAGCUUGGAAUGUGUACAUGCUUUGAAAGAAGCAUUUGUAGACCUCAUGUGUGGCUUCCGGCACUGCGAUCAUCAGCUGCGGAAUGACCUCUUGGUGAUUGCCACAUUACUAGCUGAAUACCCUGCAGUACCUAUGAUUGAAAGUGGAUUUGCAGAGAUCUUAAUAGUACUUGCAACAUGUACUGAAGUUAAACUUCCCAAUCCUCUGGUAAAAGGUUUUAAACUUACCUACUCCUACGAGGAUUUUGAGAUGAAGAAGUUACUAUUUAAUAUAAUAGGAAUCUUAUCUAAAGACCCAUCUUCUACUCAGCUCCUCAGUGAAAAUCAUGUGAUACCAGCUUUGCUUUAUUAUGUAAAAAAAAAUCGAAAGCCUGGAUUUCCUGACUGGUCUGCUGCCCAGUAUGAAGAAUUACAACUUCAUGCAAUUGCUGUUUUAGCUUCAGUGGCUCCUGUGUUAGUAGACAAAUAUUUGUCCUGCCAAGCGAAUACUCUUCUCCUGGUGUUUCUAGAAUGGUGUGUAAGCCAAGAUCCUUUCUUUGGUCAAGGUAACAGUUUCCAUGGAACAGGUGGUCGUGGCAGCAAACUCGCACAAAUGCACUACAGCCUCCGAGCUCUGAGGUCUGUUGUGGCCCUUUAUGAUGACGCUGUGAGCAUUAAUCUGUGUGACCAGGGAGCAAUUUGCCAGCUACUGGACAUCCUAAAGUAUGCAGCAGAAAAAUUUAAAGAAAAAGAAAGUAGUGUUCUACUGGAAAUCCAAACUGACAUAUUAUUUAUUUUGUCUGUUCUCUGUGAAAGUGAUAACCACAAAAAGGAACUCUUCAGCUGUGAAGGAAUUGGUAUACUCAUUGCAUAUCUUCAGAUGGAUCCAAGGAGCUUAUAUAGUGGAUUAGGCCACAAUUAUCUCCUCCUCAGUGCACUGGACUGCUUGUGGUCCUGUGUCAUUGGAUGUUACAUUGCAGAGGACUCUUUUAUUGAAAAACAGGGCAUUUUUCUCCUUCUGGAUUUGUUGUCACUACAGGAAAAGAACCUGGGCAAUAUAAUUCUUGGAAUCUUGGUUGAAUUUUCGGACAACGCUAAAACCAUUUUGCACAUGAAUAUCUGGCAAGGAAAGAGAGGUCAAACAGCAGCUAACGUUCUAAUACAGUUAUGGAGACAGGAGGAGAUGGACUUGGGAGUCAAACGUGAUCAAUAUGGAAAGAUUGUUGAAGCCAAGAGACCUAUUGCUACCAGCUUCCAGAAACAGCAAAAGGUCAUUCCAGUGCCUGCCAACUGUCCCGGUUUUUCUAUCAUGGAAAUUUCAGAGACCUUACGGGCAAAAAUUUAUUCAUUAUUUUGCAAGCUAGGUUUUGAACAUUUACCUGGCUUAUCUGCUAAGGAUGUGGUUACACUUGCUAUUAUACAACAUUUUAUUGACUUUAAAGUUGGAGAGGUUUGGAGUGAAAUAAAAGAAGAAAUAAAAGAAGAAUUCAGGCCUGUUACAUCAGAUGAGAGAAUCUUGAAACUUAUUUCAGAGGUGUCAGAAAAUACUGGAAGAAAGGUUGUUGCUCUGCAGACUGAAGCACUUGAAAAACAACACCGCCAGGAAAUCCGGGAAGAGAAAAAAACUUACCAGAAAAUCAAAGCUACCAACACACAGAGAGAAAUGGUAAAUAAAUCCUGGGAAAAUUUCUUGGCUCGGACAUCAAACUAUGAGGCAUUGAAGAAAGCAAAAAUGCUUCAGGGAACAUUAAUAGAGGCUUCCAGAUCUAAGAUAAAGCUUCCAAAUGGACCGGACCAUCCUACUGAUAUUCCAAAACUCCAGAUUACAGUCGCACCUGGUCGCUGUGUAACUGUGGGAAGUACAUCUCAUCAGGGAGGGCCACUGGCUGAUACAGACCAUGCUCCUAAAAAGUCCUCUGCUUGUAAAAAAGCCUUCAGAAGUGAUCAAAAGAGAUAAAACAUUGGAUUCAGUCUAGAAAAAAAUGGUAUCUGUAGAAUGGAUGCUGUUCCAAAGAGUGGUAUAUUAAUAUGUAGUUACCUAUAUGUAGAUACAAAAUAAAAUCUGUUUUUAAUGACUUGAAAAA